Molecule: messenger RNA, 2415 nt
Organism: Ophidiomyces ophidiicola
Lineage: Eukaryota; Fungi; Ascomycota; Eurotiomycetes; Onygenales; Onygenaceae
Gene: TSR1
Product: ribosome biogenesis protein tsr1
Exons: 3
Coding region: 1-2415 (804 amino acids)
Biological process (GO): endonucleolytic cleavage of tricistronic rRNA transcript (SSU-rRNA, 5.8S rRNA, LSU-rRNA); maturation of SSU-rRNA from tricistronic rRNA transcript (SSU-rRNA, 5.8S rRNA, LSU-rRNA); ribosome biogenesis
Cellular component (GO): nucleus; preribosome, small subunit precursor
Molecular function (GO): GTPase activity; GTP binding; U3 snoRNA binding
Source: RefSeq, a predicted model, not a curated record
AUGGCUCCUGUCGCCGUUCCAACCCAACACCAUCAUCGGAGCACAACAAAACAUGCGCACAAGAGCUUCAAGUCAAAGCACUCGACAAAAGGAGCUCUGAAGGAUCUGCACAAAGGCAAGGUUGAACUUCGAGGAAAGGGUAUCCGAAAACCCGCUCACCAGCAAAUGAUGUCUAAACUCGAAAGGAGGAAUCAGGCUCGGCAAAAGCAACGAAUGAAGCGGCAGGUCAAAGCAGACGCUACCAGUGUAUUCUCCGGCCAGAAUGGUGCGCCACGUCACAUAGCUGUUGUUCCCAUUUCAGCAAGCAUCAAUAUAGAAGAGGCAGUGUCGAUGCUAGCACAAAGUGUGGAUAUACCAGAGCAAAACGUGCACGGUGGUUUAUGUCGUGUUCGUAUUGAUAGAUUUAAGCAAAGUGUACUUUUCAUCCCAGGGACUGGAGAUUUGAUUGGUAUUCUAGACAUCUGUCGAUUGGCGGACUUUGUGCUUUUCGUCUUACCAACGGAUGAAAAUCUUGAUGACAAGAGUCAACUACUAUUUCGAGCAGUGGAAAGCCAAGGUAUCUCCAACGUCAUAGUUGCUGUCCAGGGACUUGAUAAAGUGAAUCCGCCAAAACGGCGACCCCAGGUUCUAUCUUCUAUUAAAACUCUUGUCAACCGGUUCUUUCCCACAGUGGAAAAGCUCCAUUCUUUAGACUCGAGACAGGAAUGCUCGAAUGUUGUCCGAAGCAUAUGUACUGCAACACCUAAAGGUAUAAAUUGGCGGGAAGAUCGAAGUUGGAUGCUCAUUGAAAGUAUUCAAUGGCCAGAAACAAACGACGAAUCUGGCCAAGUCUCAAUAACAGGAAUUGUUCGGGGAAAAGGCUUAAAGGCAGACCGCUUGGUGCACAUUCCUGGAUGGGGAGACUACCAGAUAUCCUCAAUUCUUCCGGCAUCUUUGCAAAAUAAGGAUAAUUCUAUGAAUAUAGAUAGCGAUGGGACGGUGACCCCCUUGGAUGAACCAUCGGCUGAUGCGGACGAUUUAGCUGUAGUAGCCCCAGAAGACGUGUUUAUGGACGAAGAGAUGAUGCCUACGACGGACAUGGAGAGAAAAGGAGUACUUCUUGACGAUCACCAUUAUUUCUCCGAUGACGACUAUGAAGAGGAGACAUCAAGAAAGCCGAGGCGUCUUCCCAAGGGUACCUCCUCCUACCAAGCUGCUUGGUAUUUAGAUGAUGUGUCAGACUCGGGAUCUGAUAUUGUCGACAAUAUGUACGAGGAUGAUCAGGAAAUGGAAUUAGACGAGGAUGCUGGUCCUGAAGAUGGUGUUUUUCUCAAUCAUGGUAGCGGAGACGGUAUGACGGAGGCCGGCCCUUCAGAGUACCCUCAAUCGGAAAUGUUUCUUGAUCCCUCGCCUGAUGAGGAAGUUAAACAAAUAGAAGAAUAUCGGGCCAGCCGUAAGCGAGACGAAAGUGAUGAUCUUGAAUUUCCGGAUGAAAUUGAACUUCACCCUAAUACGCUAGCAAGAGAACGCCUAGCGAGGUAUCGCGGUUUAAAGAGUCUAAAGACUAGCAUUUGGGAGAAAGAAGAGGAUCGACCACAUGAGCCUGAAAACUGGCGGCGCCUGCUGCAAGUUGCCGACUAUAAAGGGUCUAGAAAUCAAUGUAUUCGCGAAGCCCUUGCGGGAGGAGUAACACCAGGCACACGAGUGAAUGUUAUUCUUUGCGAUGUGCCGUUACGUCUUAGACAGAAAGUUCCUUCGCCGCUCUCCUUGUUUUCACUUUUACGCCAUGAACAUAAACAUUCUGUUGUUAACAUUAACAUGAUUCUCAACUCGACUGUUGAAGAACCUCUCAAGUCUAAAGAAGAACUGAUUAUUCAGUAUGGCCCACGCCGGAUGAUCAUCAACCCAUUGUUCUCUGCGCCUGGAACUACUCCAAACAAUGUCCACAAAUUUGACAGGUUUCUUCAUCCUGGCCGAAAUACUGUUGCCACAUACAUUGGCCCAAUUUCUUGGGGUUCCAUACCCGUACUGGUCUUUAGGCGUACCUCCAUCCCGGAUCCAGAGGUACUUGAAGGAAAUGAAACGCAUGCCAUGAUUAACUCCUUGCAAUUAAUCGGCACUGGAACUACGAUGACUCCAGAUCAUGGUCGUGUCGUUGCAAAGCGAAUUAUCCUGACUGGCCAUCCAUUCAAAAUCCACCGAAAGGUUGUUACGGUUCGAUAUAUGUUCUUCAACGCCGAGGAUGUGAAUUGGUUUAAAGCCUUGCAGUUAUGGACCAAGCGAGGGCGCAGUGGUUAUAUUAAAGAGAGUUUGGGAACUCAUGGAUACUUCAAAGCCACCUUUGAUGCAAAAAUAAACCCGCAAGAUGCUAUAGGUAUCAGUUUGUACAAACGCGUAUUUCCUCGACAAGCAAAAGAAUGGACUGAUGAAGCAUGA